AUGGUCGAGCACGCUGCACCCAGCGAGGAGGCGCCUCGAGCUGCACGCAGACGCCUGAGCUCGGGCAUGUUACGCAAAGAGCUGGACAUGCGGCUCACGGCGUACUUGCCGGCCGUCGUGCGUCGGCACCUCGAGCGCCAGGACUUGCACCGGCCGCUGGCCAUGCCCACGACCCACCGCAUGCGCGUCGUGAGUAUGUUUGCCGACGUGUCGGGCUUCACGUCGAUGACCGAGUCGCUUGCUGCGCGCGGUCCCGUUGGCGCCGAAGACCUCGCGAAGCACUUGAAUUCGUAUUUUGAGCAGCUCUUACGACUCGUCGCGAGUGCUGGGGGCGACGUGAUUAAGUUUGCAGGCGACGCGAUGCUGAUCUUCUGGCCCGAGAGCAAGGAAGACGCCAUGGACAGUCUCUUGCGUCGCGCUCUGCAGUGUGCCUUGCGCAUUCAGUCCCAUUUGCAUGCGGCCGAGCUCGCUCGUGGUGUCGUACUUAGUGUGAAAGUUGGCGUGGGCAUUGGGGAAGCCACGAUUGCUCAUCUAGGCGGCGAGAGUGACGGGGCUACUGCCCGCAUUGAAUAUGUUGCUGUUGGACCAGCUCUGGAGCAGGCGUUUGACGCCGAGCACCAGGCGGAAGCAGGCGACGUCAUUUGCUCGAGUGAGUGCUGGAAGCGCGUGAGCGACUGUUUCGAUGGCGCAGUUGUUGCAAGUCCGGGCUGUGAACAGGAGCACGGCAAUGCUUUUUAUAGGAUUACGGGCGUUCACAAACCAGUCAAGAUCUGCUCGCGGCGGCCAUCAUUCACGCGCCACGAAGCUCUGUUGCAUGAGCGCAUGAAGCAGUAUGUUUCUAGAGCAGUCUGGCCGUAUCUUGAUGCCCACGAUGAGUUUUGGGGCUCCGAGCUACGCGAUGUGACAGUGUUAUUCAUAAAUCUCGGCUUCAGUGAACAGGAUUUGGCUCAAAUGCUGGGGGCUAAAGAGCUCCAGCGGCUGCAAGAUGCUUUUGCUUGCGUACAGAAGUGCGUUUACGACUACGAAGGCACGAUCAAUAAGUUUCUCGUGGACGAUAAAGGCAGCACUGUCAUUGCUGCGUUCGGACUGCCACCUGUAACCCACGAAAACGAUCCCAUUCGUGGCAUCUUAGCCUCUCUGGCUAUCUGCGCUGCUCUUGGCAACACCGAUCUUAAAGCUUCCGUGGGAAUUACGACGGGCACAGCCUUGUGUGGAGUCGUUGGUCAUCAAGGAAACCGGCGAGAGUACACUGUGCUGGGUGAUGUUGUAAACCUCUCGGCGCGUCUGAUGCAACGUGCAAAAUCGGAAGGAGGUGGUGUUAUCACGGAUGCAUCCACAAAGAUCUAUAGUCAGGACGUGCUGCAUUUCGAAAAACGUCCCGAGAUUAUGGUCAAAGGCAAGAACGAGAGUAUCAAGAUACAUCGACCGUAUCCACGAAUGUCGAUUCUGCUCGAUUAUCACCUCACUUCUGCCAUUCAACACUCUUUCAGGAGGAGUGACGUCGUAUCGUCAAAAUCUGCAGCGAGGAUCAGUGGACGAACGGGGCGCGCCAACGCAUUGUCGAUCGUGAGUCGUGCUGCGCCAAUACUAAAUCUGAUGGAGAACAUGCACCGUGUACAAGUGCGUGAUGCUCAGCGAAGAUUGUCGUUACGUGCAGACCGGCAGUGUUUGGCGGCAGCAGAACUCGUCCAAAGUGAAAGCUAUGUGGAGGCUCGAACGGCAUUGAUGGAAAAGUGCUCGAACCUCAACUCGUUGGAGCCUGGUGGAGCGUUCGUGCUCGAGGGAGAAAUCGGCGUGGGCAAGACCGUGUUACUACGGUCGGCCCUUGGCAGCCCUGAAGCCGGGGAUUACCAAGUGUUGGUCGGUACAGCUUGCCCAUUUGCAACGAAAAACCCUUACGCAAUUUGGUCGGAGCUUAUCACCAGACGAGCCCAAGAACUGUCCGGGACUUACUGUAAUAGCAGUGUUUGUGCCAAGCAGCCUGACUCUCACCUCUCCCCGGACGUUGCCACCCCCGAAAGCUCCAAUAUUGCUGUACAGGCACCAAGUAGAGUAGACGUGAUGGAACGCCGAAAGUGUGUGGCCCAAUUUGUCAGGCAGAAAAUUCGCGAGGGUGCUGCGCGAAACACGACACUUGUACGACAUGUACCCUUACUGAAUGCAAUUUUGGACACGGAUUUUAAUGCCUAUCCUGACAUUGAUGACAGUGACGAAGCAGAUGAUGCGCAGGUUGAUCGCAGUUACCAUCUACAUUCUGGAGAGCCGUAUGAAACCCAGAGCGAGGGAGUGGAAACAAGGGAUGCAAAUGAGGAGCAAAACGGAAAUGGGAUGCGCACAGACGGACUCGCACUUGCUGGAGGCCCCGACACAAUUUUAAAUUUGAAGGACGGCGAGAUCGCCUCGUGGUUUUUUGGUCUCUUGGAGAAGGACUUAGCAGGAGAAAAGGGUUCUGGACCCUCACUGGUAUGCUCAGCGCGUGGCGACACUAGUGCGCGGGGUUUCCACGCAGACAGGCGAGAACGCGAGUGGAAACCCGCUGAUUUGGAUAUUAGCGGCGUUCUAUUGCUAUGUGCGCUGUAUGCCAUGUCACGUGAAAGAGCAACAGUGUUUUGUCUUGACAGUGCUAUGCACAUGGACGAGAAAUCGUGGGCUCUGGCCGCAAUCAUUGCUAAAUACUUUACAAACUGUCUGAUCGUGAUUGGAACACGGCCACCGAGUUUGGCUCUAGGUGAGCAUACCGAAAGUCUUUCGUUUCGUAAGCAGUUGCUUUUGCUGAAGCAAAUGGAGUCCUCAACAUGUGCUUCUCUGGAUACGCUUUGCAGCGAAGAAAUCGAGGUGCUUUCGCGACAGAUUCUGCAAGUGCCUGCUAUUCCGGACAAUCUUCUGGACAUACUUGUGUCACGUUCGCAAGGGAAUCCUCUCUUCUUACACGAAAUUAUUGCUGAGAUGCAGGAGCAACAAGUUAUACGAGUGGACGAAAAGAAAGGCGUUCGCCGAUGUGGACUGCAUGUUCAGGAACCUUGGGGUGAUAAGUCUAAGGCAAAAUUUUGCUUCGAUUGCCAUGCCAGCUUUUUGACUACGAAGAAAGACAAAGUUAAAGGAAAAGACAUCGAUAUGGGUUUCAGCGAGGAAGCUGUAAGGAAGACUAGGCAGCGGUGUCAAUGCUGCGGAUACGUCUUUUGCGCUGAGUGCACUCCAAAAGCAUGUCAAGCGAAACUUAUCGGAAAGUCGAGCGAGCCUGUGCGACACUGCCGCACAUGUUACACUCUUGCAUCGUCCCGUCGUCCUAGUGGUUCGAGUCUAAGUAUUGGAGCUGCUGUUGCGGUCAUCGGAGACAAACGGACGCGAAAGAAAAGCCGAUUGCGGUCUAUUUUCCAGCCCGGAAGCAGUGUUGACCAAGCUGUAACGUUAGCCACAUCACCGAAUUCUCCCGCCGCGUCGAAGGCUCGGACGCUUAUGAAUCGGGUCGCGCCCCACCCUCCUCGAACCGUCAAGAGCGUGCUCACUACGAUGCUUGAUCGGCUGACGGUCUCACAGCGCAUGCUAAUGAAAACGGCUAGUGCUAUUGGUCCUGUGUUUGACAAAGAGACCCUCCGUGGUACUUGUCCCAUCGAGGCUCAUCUGUCUCGAUUUUCACAAGAUCUCGAAGACCUGGAGCAAUUGGCCAUGAUUCGUCGAAUCGACCCAUUCAUUGGAGGCGUGCCUGCAUCGUCCAGGCCGAUCAAUGGAGCUAUCCUCACCAAUGGUCGAGCGUCAUCGUCACCCAACAGCCAUUUGAAAGUCAAGUUUGAGUUUAGUCACGGCUUCAUGUGUGGCGUCAUCCGCGAUCAAAUGCUUCGAGGCCAGCUAGACAAAUUGAGCGCACGUGUUGUUGAUCUCCGCGAGCAGCAACAAAAGCGGCUGCGUCACAACUUUUUUUCCAAGGCGAAUGGAAGUCUUUUUCGUCCACAGCAAUUGGUUGUACCAGCUUCAGGCGACGACGGUGAUGUUUGGCGAGCGCAUACUCCAAUGGCACAUCCUGGCAAUUCGCGAUCUCCAGUGUACAGUGAUGGGGGGCGGGAUCGCCUACUUGUCUGUUGUAGUCCGCACACGGGAAAUGAAAUAAACGGAUCACAGCAAGGUGUCAACACGAGCGACAUGGGUGUUGUUGCGUCUAGUUCAUCGGCCAAGCCGUCCACGACGAAGGUGCUCCACGACAGCGAAUAUGAAGACGAUUCAUCGCCAAUCAUGAGCCCGAGCAGCACAUUUUCCAUGUCUUGGUUCUCGUCCAACAGCACUCUUCGCGCACUGCCAACGUUCAUGCGGUUGAAGUCAAGCUAUGUGGUCGUCAAAAAGCACAGUAGCAUGUUCUCGCACCUGAAAUUGAAGGGACUCAAGAACACUCGACAAUGGAAGUCACGCUAUGCUGUGCUUCAAAACGCACGGUUGCUGCUGCAGUACGAAGAAAGCGACCCGAUCGCAGACAUCUCAGAAACAGCUGCACCACUCCAAGCUGGUAUUUCGCACGGCACAUCGCUCUCUCUCAAAGGCGCUAGAGUCUGUGCGUGUGACCCAGAGGUGGCCGGUAGAGCCAACUGCUUCCAAGUUGAGGUCUACGAGUGGAUGAAGCAGGGAAAUGUGUUCAGGGAUGAACGUCGUGCGUUCACUAUCGGGGUCGAAUGUGCGGACGAAGUCGAAAGCUGGAUCUAUAUGAUUCGCUUUGCCAUUGAAUCUCUUGAAAGCUGA
Peronospora matthiolae is the source of this 4725-nucleotide messenger RNA. Lineage: Eukaryota; Oomycota; Peronosporomycetes; Peronosporales; Peronosporaceae. The record is from the annotation of a GenBank genome assembly.